AUGAGCACCACCCCGAAGUGGUACUGCCGCAACAAAUCCCAGCCGAUGCACACGUUCGCGGAAAUCGGCAAAUUGGGCCUGGAGCUGCGUCGGAUUACCAAACGCAUUGUGAUCGAUGUCAAUUCGGCGAUAUUCAGUGAACAUGACACCAUUUUGGAGGAGUGCGAGCGGGUGGUGGAGCAGUACUGGAACCUCAAGGAUGAAACCAAAAACGCUGACUUCCAGUCGCUCUCGAAGAAGAUCAAGAGGAGUCCCUACAACCAGCUGCUGAUGAAGAAGUUCCAUUUGAUAAUGGACCUCAAUGAUCGAAGGUUUUGCCAGCUUACCUUUGUGUUAAAAAGAACGUUGAGCUUCCUUCUUCGCAAAUCCAUGCAGUCAGAGAUGUGGUUGAAUUGGGCUUUGCACAUCACUCAAUUAUACAACAAGUGCCGCAAAGUGGAAAAGCCUGUGGUUCCGGUGGAAACGGAUAACCAACCAGGUGAAGAAGAACUGGAGGAGGAACCCAAGUUGAGUGGCAAGAGAAAGGAGGAGAUGCCCGCCAAUGUUUGCAGCAAUAUGUAUCCUGCUCUGCUUAUGGCUCUUAAAUCCAUUGAUUUUAAUUAUGUUCUGCAGCUGGUGGCCCAAACUCGAGUGGAGCAGAAUGCUUUGGAUCUAGUAUUUGGACUAUUCAACAUGGGCGAACAGGAUGCCUGGCGGGAGCAGCAGAAUCUGGAGUCCACCUCCUCCAGCUUGGAGAUUCUUAGGACCCUCAACAUUUCCUUUGCCGCCGGUGAUUACCAACCGUAUUGUGACUCCGCCCAGGACUACAAGUCAAUGCAGAUGCAAAUGGCGGACGCGAGUCUUCAAGGGCAGGAUAAUGACCAUCAGAGCCUGCGGUGCAAGCACACGGAGAGUUUCCUGCAAAAGGAGCGGAUUUUUAUAGCCCAACUGAUAGCUAAAGCCACUGAAAUAAGUCCGACCAUUUUCGAUAAUGGCAAAAAAGGACCUGUAGAUAUAAAUGUGUAUAUUGUCAAGGGUUUGCGACUCCUUUGGUCCUAUGUCGGGAUUAUUUUGGAUCACAUAUUGCUCUGGUGGAUAGAUAAUCCAGUGUCCUGCUAUCGCCUUACCCAUAUUGACUCCAUUCGCAGUUGGCUUUAUCAUCAGAGUGUUAACGAUAUUCCCGAACCCGUUUACUCAACUCUACGUGGCAUUGGCGAAAUCCUUACAGGAUUUGUGUGCAACAACAUUUGGGAUCAGCUUUUUCGACUUACUCUGAUCUCUUCCAACAACACGAAUCGCUUGGUUGAUGUGGUGGCUGAACAAUAUCGAGAUUGUCCUAAAAAUGAAUUUGGAACUCCAACGGGAACUGUUUGGAUUAGUAUUUUUGCCAACUUGGUAAAUUUGAGCAAUCAAUACUUUUCAAAUAUGGAGGCGCAUAAUAACUCCAGUUUGCUGCCAGUGGCUGAGCAGAUACCCAUACUACACAGGCUUGACCAUUCUGUGCACUCGAUGCGACUUUGGGUCACCGAACAGGCAAAGCUUCUUUGUUGCGAAUGGAAAAUGGACCGAUUCUUCCAGAUUUUGGAGCACGAUGUAAAGCUCUGCCUGAAUGUCUUUGUAACCUUUCAACUGCCGAAACUCACUGCCGACCUGAGUGAUAUUUUAAUGCUGGUUUGCGUGGCCCUGCGAACCAAACUCAUCGCUGAAGUCAAUGCCAAUAUAGACAAGCUAAAGAAAACCACCGACGAGUGUGUUCAGAUCCUGUCAGCUGUUUGCCGGGUCCUCAGCCUGGCCAACUUUACUCUUUGCUUUCCCGCCGCCAAUUUCUGGCAACGCGAGGUGUACAACAACGAGGAGAAGAGCCUGUACGUGGGCUAUGUGCUGGACGAGAUCUACCUGCCCACCAUACGUGCCACCAAGGACAUUGUCAUCCUCAAGCUGAUCCUGAAACUGAUCUGCGAGGCCUGGCUGGAUUUUAUCUACCAGAAAAGAAUCCGUUUCAGCGUAAAUGGAGCUGUGCGAUUGCUGAAUGAUUUCGAUGAUGUGCGGGAGUGGAUCCUGGCCUGCACUUUGUUGGAUGAAGAGCAGUUGGAUAAGUUGAGCAACCACGAAGUCCUUCGGAUGUGCAAGGGUGUGGGCAAGAUACUGCUUCGCAAGCCGGAGGAUGUGAUCUCCAUCACCCAGUCACCAAAAUUCGACAAAAAGGCGCAGGACGCUGCCGCCCAGGACACUCAGCUGCCCUCGGAGAUGUUUGUCUCCAAUCAGAAGCACUGGUUGCAACUGAGAGCCAGUGGAGGAAAUGGUUUUCCCUUCCUGAAACUUUGUUGUGGCGAUGCCGCCAUGUAAUCGAGCUUCUUA
This is a messenger RNA of Drosophila ficusphila, 2337 nucleotides long. RefSeq lists its product as uncharacterized. The transcript has 10 exons. NCBI's taxonomy places the organism in Eukaryota, Metazoa, Arthropoda, Insecta, Diptera, Drosophilidae. The coding region runs from base 1 to 2325 and encodes 774 amino acids. The record is from RefSeq and is a predicted model, not a curated record.